CGGCGUGCCUAUUGGUCAAAACUGCGGCUUCUCUGCGACUGGCCCCGCCUCCGACUCGGUCCUUGCUUCCGGCUCUGGCCACAGGGGUUACCGUUGAGAUGGAGUUUAGUGCUCAAUUUUGAGAGGGUGGUUUAGCUGGCUCCGGCCUUAGGGACCGUCAGUAACUUAUCAGUUCUUUCGUUCCUACGUUCACUGACGCACUCGUCCUCCUAUUCAAUACAUACGUUGAGAAAUUAAGAGUAACACCCAGUGUGUACCACGCAACGUUCUAAGAUCUGUACACAGGUUAUCUCACUUAACUCAUGGCAAUCCUAUGACACAGAUACUAUUAUUAUACUCGUUUGACGGAUGCUGAGACCCGGUGGUUUUCUGUAAUGUGGCCAAGUGUGGUACCAGGUCGCUAUACGGAAAAAGACUGCUCCAAUUUAGCCUGGAAUUGCCCAACUUUAGACUUUUAUCAUGGUGCUCAAUCUGUAAAAAGAAUCACCAAACUGAUAAAACAAGUACAGCGUGGAUCAAACUGGUAAAUCAGGCUGCCGAGACAACUGUGUAAUUCGAUCGAAAAAGAAACGGACAACUCUCAAGCACACAGGCUUUUUGAUGCUGCAGCUUAACAUAUGGGCAAGAUUGGUUUUCAACUAGUACACUCCCAUGCAGUCAUAAUGGUUAUUAUUUCCUAAGAGCCAGUACCCUGAGAGAGCUCCUGCCUCUUCUCUAGCCUCGCUACAACUCCCCACCUGUCAGCACCUGAAGGUUAACACCUGGGACAGCGGGGGACAUUCAGAAUCCAGCUAAUUCCAACAUCGUUGUCAUCUAUACAGACUGAUUGGUCCCCCUGCUAUACCAGUUAUUAAAUUUUUGAACAUCACCUCUUGGAAAUGGAAGACCGAGUCCCCACGUCAGACCUCUACUUCCUCUCACUUUGAUCUGGUGUUGAUCAUGUGCUUCAGCAUUCUACUGGGCAGGUCUGGCAGAAGGAAUAGCAUCAGUUGAUUGGAGAUGCAUCUUUCUUUUGGCAUUUAAACAUCUUUGAAACUGGAGUGCAUGUUACAACUGAUGAGGGUAAUGUAUAUAAAAAUAUGCAAGAAUCACAGGAAACUCACAUAUCCAACCACCUGGAAGAAAUUGUUGCUGCCGUCAGCAUAGCACCUAGAAAGAAACUGCAAAACCAGCUGCUUCAGAGAGCACUGUUCCAGCCUCCUCGAGAGAAACUCCACCUCUCUGAAGAGAAAGCAAAGUCGUAUGCCAGCAGCCAUGAGUACAAAAAGGCUCUCCAUGAGCUUGUGCACUGCAUGGCUCUGACAAGGAUCUGCUAUGGUGAUUCCCACUGGAAGCUGGCCGAGGCGCACGUUAACCUGGCUAAGGGUUAUCUUCAGCUGAAAGGAAUGUCACUACAAGCAAAACAACAUGCAGAAAAAGCCAAAGAAAUCCUCACCAGCUCCAUUGCGCCUCCAUACAAAGACAAUACAGAUGUUUUCAAGUGUUCGGUUGAGCUGUUCCAUACCUUGGGGCAAGCCUUACUCUCCCUUCAAAAGUUCAAGGAAGCUUCAAAGAAUUUGACAAAGGCAGAGAUACUCUCAAAGGAGAUGCUCCAAUGUGGAAAGAUCAUAAAAGAAGAAUGGAUGGAAAUUCAAGCACGGAUCAAAUUGUCAUUUGCGCAGGUAUAUCAAGGUCAGAAGAAAUCAAAAGAAGCUCUGCCCCACUACCAAGAGGCGUUAGAAUAUACUGAGAUCAGUAGAGGUGAAAAAAGUCUUGAGUGUGUACCAAUACUGAGGGAACUGGCAGCUGCAGAGCAGGCCCUGGGAUUUCACGAUGCAUCCAUCAACAACCUUGUACAGGCGCAUCUCAUCGUCCUGAGAGGAACCCCCUCUCGAGAGGAGGCAGCCGCGUCCGCACACGCCGUCGCCUGUGCCGCUGUUGCUUCCGGGAGGCCUGAGCACCACGAUGUGGCUGAGCAGUAUUUUCAGGAUAGCAUGGCUAAUCUCAAGGAUGCUGAAGGGAUGGAGAAAGCCAAAUUUCUUUCAAUUCAAGAUGAUUACUGCCAUUUCCUACAAGUCACUGGACAAGAUGAGAGAGCCACUUCCAUCCUUAGAGAGUCCCUGGAGGCCAAAGUGGCCGUGUUUGGUGAUUUCAGCCCUGAGGUGGCAGAGACAUAUCGGCUCCUGGGUGUGGCUGACCUGGCACAGGGGAACCAGACCGGGGCCCACAGGAAACUGAAGAAGAGAGGGAAACAGGCUGAAAGGAUGUGUCUGGGCCUGGACUGCAAAGCUGGGAGCCGUCAGAGUGGGGAUUUAGCACCAAGCAGCCCAUACUGUGACAUCUACUCUACACUACAUCACUCUCCCCUCGUGGGCUUCCAAAUAAGAAUCUGUUUGAAUAGGUGCCUCUUGUGCUUAGAGGAAGUUUGGAAACCAAUGGCAGAGUACAGAGAAUGCCAAGAUCAAGAUAAGUAGGAGCCUUUGGGUUGCCACUGACAAUAUAACACAAAUUAGCUUAGGUAUAAAGAAGCGUCUAUUGUCUUAUGGUUUCCAAGGAAGCUCUGACAGGUGUAUGAUUAGCAGCGCAAAGACCCAGCGGAGCCUCAAGAGAGAGAGUAAAGGCCAAACUCAAGUGGCACCAGGGUGCUGUCUGCUCAGGAGCCCUGCCUGCCUCUCUGCGCCUUCUUCUCCUCCUCGCUCGUGGCAGCGUCUCCCGGGCCAGCAGGGGAUGGCGGCCAGCCCUCCAGAUCUUUACUUCCCGCUCCCACUGCCAUUUCUCAGUCAGAGCUUGGAAGUUCUCAGGCAAAGACUGAGAGGCCAGGCUUGGAUCCGGUGCCCACGCUUGACCAAUCACCCGAGGCCAGGGGUGUGGUACAGGGUAAGACAAUGGUGCCUUUCAGGCCGCUGGGUGGCCCACAGUGGAGGGGGCGCAAAAAUCACUGUCCUUUGAUCAGACAACCUGGAACAGGGUCACUAGAGCCCCUCCCUAUUUGGGGGCAUGUGCAGUAAUAGGCUUGCCACAGCCCCUACCCUUAAGAGAGUCUAGGCGAAUCCCCUAACUCUGACACUAUGUGCUCAGUUCUGUGCUACAGGUUCACACUACGAUCAGCGGGAGGAAGGGGAUUAGAGAAGGUAGCCAGAUAAGUAGUCCUAAAAAAGAGCAUUGCCGAGCAGAGAAGGGAAUUCCCACGCCAGAAACAAGGUGGAAGGGGAGACUCAGGAAUAUGAUAGAGGCUCCUGUUUAAGAAGCUGUUUCUGUGUGGCCCCUAAGUUAAAAAUGGUUUUUACAGAUGAUUAUAAAAUCUGUAAUCAUUUCACAGGUGAUCAUAAAUUGAUUUGAUGGUGGAGAACACUGACUUUAAACCCAAGCUAAGUGAAAUUUUGUGCUGUUGGUUCAGUCGUGUCCGACUCUUUAAGACCCCCCGUCCAUGGGAUUCUCCAGGCAAAGAUAUUGGAGUGGGUUGCCAUUUCCUCCUCCAAGUGAAAUUUUAUCCCCCUGCAAAAAAAAAAAAAGAAACCCAUUAUUUUCACUAGUAGAACUAGAUUACCAAAAAUAAUGUACUUAUUAUUAUUAUACCUUAAAUUUUGCCUACAAAUGUUUGUUCCCUCUCUUACUAGGUAAGUACCAACAUAGUAGCUCGAUUUCUAUCUCUUGGCCUACAAAACCUACAAUAUUUACCACCUGUCCUUUGCAUAAAAAAAUUUCUGAACCCGGCUGUAACAUCUGGGAGCCACUGAUGGAAUUUUAAGCAGGGCUCAGUCACUCUAUAUUUGUUUUUUGGGCUUUUUUUUUUUUUAAUCACUGUGAGGACAGUGUUGGAAAUGGAAUGGGGUGGCCCAAGAAUUGAGGCAAGAGGCCUCUGUCAUCUCACCUGUAAAGUGGAGAUAACAGCAACACGGAACCCAACUUCCCUCCCACGGUUGUUCUGACGCAGGGAUGAGACGAGGCCAGCGGGGCUACUCUGGUCAGGGCUAGGCCUGGGUGCAGAGCGCAGGAUGCCCAAGCGCCCAGGUGGAGCUAUUCCAGCUGAGGCAUCACCCCCCGCCCCACAGGAGCCUCCUCUCUGCUCCCCCUUCCUCAUUUCUCCCCUGAGCAGUGAAGAUGAGAGGGAACACCUCUGCCGAGGGUUCAGCUCAGUCAACUCCAGGCAGGGGAGGGGACCCAGGAGUGCUGGAAGGCAGCAAAUGUCAGUGGACGAGCAGGCAUUUGAAUUGAGGCCACACAAGCCUUCAUGUCACCCUGCUGACUCCGGAAGGGCUGCUUUGGUUCCACUACUGACCACGCACUGGGGCCCAGGCUUGCUGCCGCUGGGGCAGCUAAUACAUCACUUCCAAACCUCACAGCAGCCCCCCAGGUCAGACCUUGGUAGCUGUGAUGUACAGGCAAGGGGCCUGAGGCUCUUAGAAGUUGUAAAUUAUCUAUGGACAAGUUACCAUUAAGUAAAGCCCACAUUUUCCUCAAUGCCACUGGUUUGCCAAGCAUUGGUUUCAAACCCCUGUAUCAGGGGGUUUGAAGCAGAAUCUGGGGCAAAGCAUGAGGGGCCCAGGGACCUGCAAUUUAGCUUAAGUUGAGAAUCACUGCUCCAUGCUCAGGCUCACCCAUGGGGCUGGAAAUCAGCUCAGCGUCAGGAAACUUCAGGCUUCAUCACUCCCAGAGUCUGCAGUGGAAGUUGCUGACGUGUUUUCCUUUAGUUUGACCUCAUUAACCAUCAGUUCUGAAUACAAUGACUUUGACAUUUUAAAGCUAUCUGCCACUUGCCAGAGUCAGAGAGAAAGGGCAGAAACGUAUGCUGCACGUUUUGCCGGUUGUGGUACACACAGGUCUCAUUUCCACUCCCACCCACCUGAGGACAGGACUGGUCACUCCACAAACACCAGGGCACACACAGGCUUUGCUGAGCUGGGCUUUCUCAGAUGACAUAUUUAGCGUGGGGCUCUCUAGAGCCAGCAGCAGCUCUCUAAA
This is a messenger RNA of Odocoileus virginianus texanus, 4941 nucleotides long. NCBI's taxonomy places the organism in Eukaryota, Metazoa, Chordata, Mammalia, Artiodactyla, Cervidae. The record is from RefSeq and is a predicted model, not a curated record.